Propithecus coquereli (Coquerel's sifaka) is the source of this 2231-nucleotide messenger RNA. Its product is annotated as quinone oxidoreductase-like protein 2. Lineage: Eukaryota; Metazoa; Chordata; Mammalia; Primates; Indriidae. Gene Ontology annotation, cellular component: mitochondrion. The transcript has 10 exons. Gene Ontology annotation, molecular function: oxidoreductase activity. The coding region runs from base 12 to 1058 and encodes 348 amino acids. The record is from RefSeq and is a predicted model, not a curated record.
UCCGCGGAGCCAUGGCGGCGCUGCUCCGGGGCCGGUGCCUGUGGCGGGCGUGGUCGUGCAGGAAGGCCGGGCAGGGCCGGCACUACCGCGCCGCGCUGUGCACCGAGCUGAAGCGGCCCCUGACCGUCGGAGAGGCGGCCCCCCGCCCUGUCGGGCCUCUCGAGGUCAGAGUUGACGUCCAUUUCUGCGGAGUUAACUUUGCAGAUAUUUUGGUCUGCCGUGGUCAGUAUCAGGAAAGGCCCCAUCUUCCCUUCACACCUGGAAUGGAGUUUUCUGGGACAGUGUUGGAGACAGGCACAGACGUCAGCACGGUGAAAGAGGGAGAUCGAGUUAUUGGCGUGAGUUUCUUUAAUGGUAUGGCUGAAGAAUGCAUCAUUGACCAGAAGAUGCUGUGGCCGAUUCCAGAAAAGGUCUCCCUGCGCGAAGCUGCUGCCCUACCUAUAUCUUACGCCACCGCUAUUUUAGCGCUAGAGCAUCGUGCUCGUACUCAGCCUGGAGAAACUGUUUUGGUGACGGCAGCAGCUGGAGCCACAGGCCUGGCGGUGAUAGAUGUGGCAACAAAUAUUCUUCAGGCUAAGGUGAUAGCUGUUGCCGGAAGUGACGAGAAGUGCAAGCUGGCGAUGCAGCGAGGUGCCCAGUUUUGCGUGAACUACAAUGAGGGCGGCCUGAAGGAGACAGUGAGGAAGCUGGUGGGCAGUGGCGGGGUGCACGUGGCCAUCGACAUGGUGGGAGGCGACGUCUUCCUGGAGGCUCUCCGCAGCCUGGCGUGGGAGGGCAGAAUCGUGGUGGUUGGAUUCGCGGGAGGAGACAUCGCUUCCGUGCCAGCCAACCUUCUGCUCCUGAAGAACGUCUCCGCCAUGGGGGUGGUCUGUGGCCAGUACAAAGACAAGGACUUCCCCGUCUUCUCCAAGACCCUGUCCUCCGCUCUUGAGUACUGCCAGCAAAGGCGCGUCCAGCCGCACGUCGGGUCGGUCUUCAAGCUGGAGGAGGUCAAUGAUGCCUUCCUUCACGUGACACAGCGCAAAUCCAUGGGCAAGGUGCUCCUCUCUCCUAAAUGAACCCUCGCCUCAGCGGCAAGCUCAGCACGUCCAAAUCCAAACUCAUCAUCUCUCCAAAAACCCGAUUUCCCUUCUGUGUUUCCAAAGUGUUACCACCUUCCUUACUAAUCCAGGUUUAAAAUCUUAGAGUCACCUUUGAUUCUGUUUUCUUAUUGCUCCUAAUUUAGUUCGAUUAUAUAGGUUAUUGUCCAUACUUGCACCUUUUUGAGAGUGAACGGUACACUAGUAACUACGGCAGGAGAACGUAUCCCAGGCAAAGCCGCGUGUGUGGCCACCCCAUUCGUAAUGCACCAAUCGCCACGUUCUGUCGUUCCCGUCUCUGAGAUACCUCUCUCCUCCACGCCCCUUUUCCGUAUGACUAAUUACGUCUCUCCUGCUCUCUCCACUGCUCUUCGAACCAGUCUUCCUACCUCCGAACUCCCCCACGCCUCCAUCCUUGCACGCUAUUGCCGUGGUGAUCUUCCCAAAGCAGCGGUCUGACUGUGUCCCGUGCCAGAGCGCCCGCAGUGGCUCGCCGUUGCGUGUGGUGGAUGCAGACUCGGGGAGCCAGCCUUUCUCUACACCCGUGCUUGCGCCCCAGCCUCCGCUCCGCGCCUGCUCCGGCGCCUGCGUACACCGAGCUUGCCUCCCGCCCUCGUUUCGCUCUGCUCCUGCGUGUCCUCGACGCCUCAUCUCUGCCAGACGCCCGCCUUCCUGACCUCCAGGACCUACCUUUGCCAUGUGCCUUUACCCUCAGGAGCCUGGUGUGCUCUCCUCUUUGUCUUCUACCUUCCUGCGGCUUCUCCUCCAAGAUUCGUCACUUUCGUAGGGAACAGCAUGUGUAGUGGAAUGAACACAGGCUUCUGAUUCCAAGAUGAGGGUUUGAAUAUCAAACUCACCUCUUUAGAGGUUGUUACUUGAGGUCUCUGUGCCUUCACUUUUCUCGCUGUAAAGUGGGUAUUGCAGCAUCUUCCUCACAAAGUGGCUGUGAGCAGCACAUGCAGUGAUCGAGUAGAGCACCGGCGCCUGGUAAGCAGUUAGCAAAUGCUAGUUCCUUUCACUUCUUUCUCUUCCCCUUUCCCACGUACCGUGAAUUCCCUGAGAGCAGGUACCGUGUCUGAUUCACCCUUGUACUUCCCGUAAUACUUCCCAGAGUGAGUUACCCUUGCUAAAUACUCAAUAAAUUGAAUUGAA